Messenger RNA from Cyclospora cayetanensis, 1473 nucleotides. Its product is annotated as methionine aminopeptidase 2B. Gene Ontology annotation, molecular function: metalloaminopeptidase activity. NCBI's taxonomy places the organism in Eukaryota, Apicomplexa, Conoidasida, Eucoccidiorida, Eimeriidae. Gene Ontology annotation, biological process: proteolysis. The transcript is spliced from 8 exons. The record is from RefSeq and is a predicted model, not a curated record. The coding region runs from base 1 to 1473 and encodes 490 amino acids.
AUGCCGGGGAGUUUGGUGCAGGAGGUCAAGCGCCUCGACGUGAAGGAGGAACCCCAAGAGAUGGCUUGUAAAAGCGAGCCAGAGGAGUCCGAUGAUGAGACGGCGGCUGCAGCUGGGGACGGCGCGGAAACUGCGCCAGGAGGAGAAGAAGGAGCAGCAACAGCCGCAGGCAAGCAGAAGAAGAAAAAGAAGAAGAAGAAGAGCGCUACGAACGCCGUCGGGGGAGGAGGGGGGGGCACAGCUAGGGCUUUAGGGUUUGUUGCAACGCAAGACAACUCGGCUCUUAGACGCCUAGGCAACUGGCCAGAGGAGAAGCCUUCCAUGCAGACUACACCCCCCACCAAGACAAUGCAAGAGCUUUUCCCAAGUGGGAACUUUCCAAAAGGGGAGAUUCAAAUGUACUGCUCGUCCCCCGGCACUGCAGAGGCGCGCGAGGCAGAGCGAUUCGCUGCCGUGGAUAUUGAGGCUUUGCGGGAAGCAGCCGAAUGCCACAGACAAGUGCGUCGGUAUGCCCAGAGUUUGCUGCAACCAGGGGUGUCUCUGACGUACUUGUGUCAGAAGCUUGAGGCAAAGACGGAAGCCCUUAUAGGGGCGAAGGGCAUUGAGAGGGGCAAGGGAUUCCCUACGGGCUGCUCCCUCAACGAAUGUGCAGCCCAUUAUACCCCGAAUCCAGGAGAAGAUCGCAUUCUUGGACAGGGUGGGAAAGAGAGAAGGGAGGACAGGGGAGGGGGGCUUUGUUUGAGAUGGUUUGAGGGGGAUAUUUGCAAGUUGGACUUUGGAGUGCAAGUCCGGGGCCGCAUCAUUGACUGCGCGUUUUCUAUUGCCUUCGAUCCGAAAUUCGAUCCUCUUAUCCAGGCAACGCAGGAGGCCACCAACGUCGGGCUUCGUCUCGCCGGCGUGGAUGCGAGGCUGUCUGAGAUCGGAUGCGCAAUUGAAGAGACGAUAUCUUCCUUCGAGUGCUCCAUGGACGGCUCCGUCUUCCCCGUGAAGCCUAUUCGGAAUCUUACGGGGCACUCUAUUGCACCGUACAGGAUUCAUGCAGGCAAAUCUGUGCCCAUUGUGAAGUCAGCGCAGCACAGUCAAGCCGCGUUCAACCGAAUGGAGGAGGGCGAGUUGUACGCCAUCGAGACUUUCGCCACAACGGGGAAAGGCUUUGUGCAAGAUGACGGUGACUGCUCCCACUACAUGAAAAACUUUGAAUGCGGAUUUGUCCCGCUCAGACUCAAGAGUGCUAGGGACCUUUUGAAGGUUAUCGACGAGCACUUUGGCACUCUGGCAUUUUGCCGCCGUUGGCUAGACGCUGCGGGAGCACCGCAGCAUCAAAUGGCUUUGCAGCAGCUCGUCAAAACAGGGAUUGUAGUUCCUUACCCUCCCUUGUCAGACGUCAUGGGCUCCUUUACCUCCCAGAUGGAGCACACAGUCUACAUUGGCAUGCACGGAAAGGAAGUGCUUUCUAGGGGCCCCGACUUUUAG